Molecule: messenger RNA, 576 nt
Organism: Paraphaeosphaeria sporulosa
Lineage: Eukaryota; Fungi; Ascomycota; Dothideomycetes; Pleosporales; Didymosphaeriaceae
Product: nuclear movement protein-like protein nudC
Exons: 2
Coding region: 1-576 (191 amino acids)
Biological process (GO): protein folding
Cellular component (GO): cytoplasm
Source: RefSeq, a predicted model, not a curated record
AUGUCGGCUCCGGAACCCACCCCCGAAGAGCAGAAGCGCCUCGACGCCGAGGCAAAGGCCAAGCAGGAUGCCGAGCAGGCCGCGCUGCCCUAUAAGUGGUCCCAGACCAUCAAGGACCUCGAUGUCACCAUCUCCAUCGACGCCAAGUACAAGGGCCGCGACCUGGACGUGAAGCUCACGCGGAGCCACCUCAAGGUCGCCAUCAAGGGCCAGGACCCCAUCAUCGACGGCGACCUUCCUCACGCCAUCCACGUCGACGACUCCACCUGGACCCUCGAAACAGUCCCCGGCGGCAAGGAAAUCGCCGUGCACCUCGACAAGGUCAACCAGCUCGAGUGGUGGGCGCACGUCGUAACCACCGCCCCCAAGAUCGACACCUCCAAGAUCCAGCCCGAGAACAGCAACCUCGGCGACCUCGACGGCGAGACCCGCGGCAUGGUCGAGAAGAUGAUGUUUGACCAGCGCCAGAAGGAGAUGGGCAAGCCCACCAGCGACGAGCAGAAGAAGCUCGACAUCCUCAAGCAGUUCCAGCAGCAGCAUCCCGAGAUGGACUUCUCGAAUGCGAAGAUGGGAUGA